Elaeis guineensis (African oil palm) is the source of this 2180-nucleotide messenger RNA. Its product is annotated as putative 3,4-dihydroxy-2-butanone kinase. The record is from RefSeq and is a predicted model, not a curated record. Gene Ontology annotation, biological process: glycerol catabolic process. Gene Ontology annotation, molecular function: ATP binding; glycerone kinase activity. Gene Ontology annotation, cellular component: cytosol. NCBI's taxonomy places the organism in Eukaryota, Viridiplantae, Streptophyta, Magnoliopsida, Arecales, Arecaceae.
UCUUCCCCUCCUCUCUCUCUCGAAGUCUAGGGUUUCUUCUCGCCGAGCGAUCGAGGAGGAGAAAUCCCCCCGGAUUCUCCAAUCCCCCGCGGUGGAGUGCUCGGAGGCCUCGCCUGAUCGAAGAGUAGCACCGCGAUUCGCAUCGGAUUCUCCACCAUGUCGUACCAGGGGAAGAAGCUCAUCAAUGACCCCAAGGAUGUGGUGACUGAGUUCAUUGAGGGCCUUGUUGAAACUUAUCCUGGUUUGCAAUACUUAGAUGGCUUCCCACAGAUUAAGGUUGUAUUGCGUGCUGAUGUCUCGAGCACAACUAACGACAAGGUUGCAGUCAUAUCUGGGGGUGGAAGUGGCCAUGAACCUGCUCAGUCUGGAUAUGUUGGAGCAGGGAUGCUGACAGCAGCCAUUUGUGGGGAUGUUUUCACUUCUCCACAUGUUACUUCUAUCUUAGCUGGCAUUCGAGCUGUCACAGGUCCUAAAGGAUGCCUUCUAAUAGUCACGAAUUAUACUGGUGAUCGACUUAAUUUUGGUCUGGCAGCUGAGCAAGCUAAAUCUGAAGGCUAUAAAGUAGAGAUGGUUAUUGUUGGAGAUGACUGUGCUCUCCCACCACGUAGAGGUGUAGCUGGGCGAAGAGGUUUAGCAGGAACCAUACUAGUUAACAAGGUUGCUGGGGCAGCUGCAGAUGCUGGUCUGUCCCUUGCUGAUGUUGCUGCAGAGGCAAAGUGUGCAUCUGAAAUGGUGGGAACAAUGGGAGUUGCCUUGUCCGUAUGUACACUGCCUGGCCACGUCACAUCUGAUCGUUUAGGUCCAGGACUGAUGGAGCUUGGUCUUGGAAUUCAUGGGGAGCCUGGGGCUGCUGUUGCUGACCUCCAGCCUGUUGAUGUAGUAGUAUCUCAUGUUCUCAAGCAGAUUUUGUCAACGGAAACUCAAUACGUUCCUAUCACAAGGGGGAGUAGAGUGGUUCUCAUGAUUAAUGGGUUGGGCGCCACUCCCAUAAUGGAGCUGAUGAUUGCAGCAAGAAAGGCAGUUCCACAGCUGCAACUGGAGUAUGGACUGGCUGUUGACAGAGUUUAUACUGGAUCUUUCAUGACUUCUCUCGAUAUGGCUGGUUUCUCCAUAACUGUUAUGAAGGCAGAUCCAGAAAUUUUGCAGCGUCUGGAUGCCCCGACUAAAGCUCCAUACUGGCCUGUUGCUGCUGAAGGUGAUCGCCCACCAGCUAAAAUUCCUGUUCCAGUGCCACCAUCUUCUUCUUCAAGGAAUAAUGAGGCAUUCACUCAACCACAAGAGCUAAAUGAACAAGGCUGCAUACUGGAGGCUGCUAUUCAAGCAGCUGCAAAUGAAAUCAUCAAUAUUCGGGACAAGUUAAAUGAGUGGGAUAGUAAAGUGGGUGAUGGUGAUUGUGGAACUACUAUGUAUAAAGGUGCAACAGCUGUUCUUGAAGACAUGAAGAAAUGUUACCCUCUGAAUGAUGCUGCGGAAACUGUAAAUGAGAUUGGGGCCUCAAUCCGAAGGGUGAUGGGUGGAACGAGUGGGAUUUUAUAUGACAUAUUCUGCAAGGCUGCAUACACAAGCUUAAAGGGAAGCCCAGUUGUCACAUCAGAACAAUGGGUCAGUGCUCUGGAGGCAUCAAUUGCUGCAAUCAGCAAAUAUGGUGGUGCCAGUGCAGGGUACCGCACAAUGUUAGAUGCUCUAAUUCCAGCAUUAACAGUCCUAAAAGAGAAGCUGGAUGCAGGGAAUGAUCCAUUGACUUCUUUUCUCCUGUCAUCGGAAGCAGCUAUGAAUGGGGCAGAGUCGACAAAAGAUAUGCAUGCACAAGCUGGGCGGUCCACAUAUGUAGCUGCUGAUCUUCAAGCUUUGGUUCCUGACCCUGGAGCAAUGGCUGCAGCAGCAUGGUACAGAGCAGCAGCGCUUGCCGUCAAGGAUAAGUUGCAGCCAUCGCAGAGCUAACAGUAACUAUGGGUAUUACUUCAGAAUCUCAAUUUCAUACCUUACAGAGUGGUUCUUCACAAAUUUUCCGUUUUUAGCUCAUUUGUUUUCCGCUUGUGCCAUGCAUGAGCUGAGAAAGCUAGAGUUUUGUCAAGUCCGGUGGCUGGUUAGUGUAAUAUACCGUGAGAGUCCGUUAUGGUAAUAAAGAUUUGAAUUUGUGGUUUUCAUUGAGGCAAUUAAAUAGGAUCUUGUUAAAACUA